This is a messenger RNA of Owenia fusiformis, 2189 nucleotides long. The record is from the annotation of a GenBank genome assembly. NCBI's taxonomy places the organism in Eukaryota, Metazoa, Annelida, Polychaeta, Sabellida, Oweniidae.
AAAAGACAUAAAGGCGCUCCAGGGCCCUGAGAGUAACACAGAAAUUUACGAAUUCGCCAUGGCUGCUGAAAAGAAGGAAAUGAAGCGACAAGACAAUACAACUCCAACAAUUUCUGUCAGCGCAAACGUUGGCAAAGACACAUCACGUAUGUCGUCCAUGCCUAAGGAAGAUGCGAAGGACUCUGCGUUGGACGCAGUAUUCGAAGAAAACGACAAAAAGGCACCUGUGAAAAAAGAGGAGGCUACAAGAGGGGCUUCUACUCCAGCAGCCGUGCCAGAAAAUCUCAACAAGGCGACAACAAACAUGGGCCACGAGAGUGCCAACAAACGUUGUUUCAGAGAGAUGCUUCACAUGGGGUAUAAACACAGCGCUGCUGAUUAUCUUUUGACGGGGGGAACUGGUUAUGUUCCUGACGAUGGGAUGACGGGCCAGGCUCUUUUUGCAAAUGGAGAAGGCCUCACAUACAAUGAUUUCCUCAUUCUUCCUGGAUUCAUUGACUUCGACCCAGAAGAAGUGGAUUUGACAUCUGCAUUAACAAAAAAGAUCAUAAUAAGAGCUCCAUUGGUCUCUUCUCCUAUGGACACAGUCACUGAAUCCGCAAUGGCCAUUGCACUGGCGUUGUGUGGAGGUAUUGGAAUCAUCCACCACAAUUGUACUCCAGAGUUUCAAGCUAAUGAAGUUAGAAGGGUCAAGAAAUAUGAACAAGGCUUCAUUUUGGAUCCGGUUGUUAUGUCACCAACUCAGACAGUGAACAACAUUAUUGCCGAGAAGAAGGUUCAUGGCUUCUCCGGGUUCCCGGUGACGGACAAUGGCAAACUUGGCGGUACAUUAGUCGGACUUGUUACCCGUAGGGACAUAGAUUUCCUCUCGCGGGGCAACUACAACACGCCCAUCAGUGAGGUAAUGACUAAGCUGGAGGACCUGGUAGUUGCGCCUGCUGGAGUCAGUCUACAGAGUGCUAAUCAGAUAUUACAGAAGAGUAAGAAAGGCAAGUUGCUAACAGUGAACGAGGACGGCGGACUUGUGGGAAUUCUGUCACGGACUGACUUGAAGAAGAAUAAAAAGUUCACGUGGGCUUCUAAGGACAAUAUGAAGCAGCUGUUGGUGGGGGCAGCCAUCGGAACAAGUGAGGCUGACAAGCACCGUUUGGAUUUAUUAGUGUCUGCUGGCGUGGACGUCGUAACACUGGAUUCGCUCCAAGGUAACUCCAUCUACCAGAUCAACAUGAUCCGCUACAUCAAGGAUAAGUACCCCGACCUUCAGAUCAUUGGUGGCAAUGUUGCAACAGCAGCACAGGCCAAGAAUCUUAUUGACAGCGGAGUGGACGCUUUGAGAGUUGGUAUUGGUUGUGGUUCCACAAGUAUAACGCAAGAAGUGUUGGCCGUUGGUCGUCCGCAGGGUACCGCGGUGUACAAGGUGGCCGAGUAUGCAAGAAGAGUUGGCGUCCCUGUCAUUGCGGAUGGUGGUAUCUCCAAUGUUGGCCAUAUCAACAAGGCUCUCUCUCUUGGCGCAUCAACAGUUAUGCUUGGCUCCAUGUUGGCCGGUACCACAGAGGCUCCCGGCGAGUACUUCUUUGCUGAGGGGGUGAGGUUGAAGAAGUAUCGCGGUAUGGGAUCCAUUGAUGCGAUGGAAGCACAAAGAAAUGCAUUAGGAUUGGACUCUGGUGAGAAGGUGCGUGUUGCCCAAGGUGUUUCGGGUGCUAUCGUAGACAAGGGGUCCAUGCAUCAGUACGCUCCUUACAUCAUCUCCGGUGUACAAUCUGGAUGUCAGGAUAUCGGCGCCAAAAGUCUAUCUGUCCUAAGGUCAAUGAUGUAUGCUGGAGAGUUAAAGUUUGAGAAGAGAACACAGUCUGCUCAGGCGGAGGGAGGAGUACACAGCCUGCACUCUUAUGAAAAGAGGCUGCAUUAGAUAAAUAGAACCAGGUGAUCUGUUCGCAACUGAGAUCGAAUAAUGGUGUUGACCCCAGACUGUCCCUGGCUGGAUACUCAAUGACAUUGGACUUUCACUAAUGUGGUAUCCAGCGACAAGCUUGAUUCCCGCGGAUUAUUGAUCAGUACACGGGGGUUAAGCAGACCCUAUGAUACCAUGAGCUUGAUCGGCGUUAUCAUGGCUGUAUCACGGGGCUAAUGUAUUAGCGAGCUUGGCGGUAUGUUCAGCUCAACGCGUAUCCUCAAAUGCUCGCGGUAUC